GUAAAUGCACCUCCGGCAUCAUGUUGAAAGCAACGGCACACCUGUGGUGAGGCUUGUACUCUGGCACAGGGCAGCCUGGCCCCACAUCCUUUAUUCACUACCCAUCAUAACACAGGAGACACAGGAGGUACAGACAGACUGAGAGUACAGCUCUCCCCAUCGACUCGCUGGACUGUGAAGGUAUUCGUACAGGUGAGCUUCUCCAUUGCUCUGUAACUGGUUGUAUGGCAAAUUACCUUUCUCUUGCAGCAUCAGCUGACUCCUCACUUUCUCCUGGCCUCUGUCUCUUCUUUCUCAGUCCCUCUCACCCUUUCUCUUUCUCUCAAUGCAUCUUUCUACACUGGCAUUCACCGAUGCCUGCUUUAAGUUCUCUGUGAUGUUUGCCAUGACCCCUAGCCUGUCUCCCUGCCCUCAGCAGCAUGGUGGUGCCAUUGAGACUGCUGGUUCUAUGCUGGGUGUUUGGAGCAGGUUGUAGUCAGAGCUCUCCACCAUGGUUCCAGAACAUCACUACCAACCUGUUCAACUCCUCAGGAGACAUCCUCCUCGGGGGGCUCUUCCCCAUUAACGAGCUCACCAGCAACCUGAGCUACAGAGUAAAGCCGGACAACAUUAGCUGUGACAGGUACAGUAACUCAAGACCCACUUAUUAAUGUACUUUUUGCUGAAUAUGAAUUUUGCCCUAUGUCAAGUGUCUUUAUACUGUAAUCAUAUUAGCAGAUUCUGCAUAUCUCAUUCUAAUUAGUGCUUGCUUCUCAUUCGUUAGAAUUAUUAGAAUUAUUGAAUUAUAGUACAGCAGUAACAGCGCCUCCCUGUAUGUGCUUGGCCUGGCAGAAUUAAUGAGCAUGGGCUAGGUAUGGCCCUUGUGAUGAAGUACACAGUGGAUGAGAUCAACGCCAACUCCACCCUACUCCCUGGCAUCAGGCUGGGCUAUGAGAUCUUCGACACCUGCAAGCAGUCUGCCGUCAUCGUGAAGCCCACUGUCCUCUUCCUCACUGAGGACUCCAGCCGAGAGCUGGCCAUCAAGUGUAACUACACAGACUACGUAUCCCGUGUGGUGGCUGUCAUCGGCCCAUCCACCUCAGAGAUGGUCUCAGUUAUAGGACAACUACUGGGAUUCUUCCUCAUGCCACAGGUUAGUUUGGUCACAUGAUGGAAUGCUAUCUUUCAAUGCAAACAAUGUCGUCCUCAUAUAUAUAAUGUGAAGCAAAAUGAAGAUUUCAGAUUUGUCCAUUGUUUGACAAUCCCUCGAAUGUGAUUUUCAUUGAACUGUGUGCUGUGGUGAAACACAUGAAAAUGCGAGAUACAACUGCAGUGCAGACAUAAUUGUGUUUUUUGUAUCUAUUGUUGCUACUUACAGUGCCUUGCAAAGUAUUCAUACCCCUUGGAGUUUUUCCUAUUUUGUUGCAUUACAACCUGUAAAUUAAAUAGAUUUUUAUUUGGAUUUCAUGUAAUGGACAUACACAAAAUAGUCCAAAUUGGUGAAGUGAAAUGAAAAAAUAACUUGUUUCAAAAAAUUCUAAAAAAUAAAUAACGGAAAAGUGGUGUGUGCAUAUGUAUUCACCCCCUUUGCUAUGAAGACCCUAAAUAAGAUCUGGUGCAACCAAUUACCUUCAGAAGUCACAUAACUAGUUAAAUAAAGUCCACCUGUGUGCAAUCUAAGUGUCACAUGAUCUGUCACAUGAUCUCAGUAUAUAUACACCUGUUCUGAAAGGCCCCAGAGUCUGCAACACAACUAAGCAAGGGGCACCACCAAGCAAGCGGCACCAUGAAGGCCAAGGAGCUCUCCAAACAGGUCAGGGACAAAGUUGUGGCGAAGUACAGAUCAGGGUUGGGUUAUAAAAAAAUAUCUGAAACUUUGAACAUCCCACGGAGCACCAUUAAAUCCAUUAUUAAAAAAUUGAAAGAAUAUGGCACCACAACAAACCUGCCAAGGGAGGGCGCAAACCCAAUACCGCUCAUCACCGGGAUGUUUUUCAUAGGCAGGGACUGGGAAACUGGUCAGAAUUGAAGGAAUGAUGCAUGGCGCUAAAUACAGGGAAAUUCUUGAAGGAAACCUGUUUCAGUCUUCCAGAGAUUUGAGACUGGGACGGAGGUUCACCUUCCAGCAGGACAAUGACCCUAAGCAUACUGCUAAAGCAACACUCGAGUGGUUUAAGGGGGAAAAUGUAAAUGUCUAGGAAUGGCCUAGUCAAAGCCCAGACCUCAAUCCAAUUGAGAAUCUGUGUUAUGACUUAAAGAUUGCUGUACACCAGCGGAACCCGUCCAACUUGAAGGAGCUGGAGCAGUUUUGCCUUGAAGAAUGGGCAAAAAUGUGCCAAGCUUAUAGAGACAUCAAAGUAUUGACUUUGGGGGGGUGAAUAGUUUCACAAUAACAAAUAUUUUGCAUCUUCAAAGUGGUAGGCAUGUUGUAAAUCAAAUGAUACAAACCCCCCCAAAUUUAAUUCCAGGUUGUAAGGCAACAAAAUAGGAAAAAUGCCAAGGGGGGUGAAUACUUUCACAAGCCUCUGUAUGUCUCAUUACCAUCUGCCCUCUGUCCUCUGUAGAUCAGCUACCUCGCAACUAGUGACAAGUUCAGUGACAAGAGUAUGUACCCAUCGUUCCUGCGCACCGUGCCCAGUGACAAGAGGCAGGUGGAGGCCAUGGUGCAUCUGCUGAACAGGUUUCAGUGGAACUGGGUGGCCGUGGUGGGCAGUGAGGAUGAGUAUGGACGCCAGGGCCAGCGCCAGUUCUCCACCCUGGCAGCAAAGAGCUCCAUUUGUGUUGGGUACGAGGGGUUAAUCCCUACCUACAGCGACCCACAGCCAGUGGUCAGAGAGAUCCUGGACCACAUCGCAGAGACCAAGGUGGGAGUGGUGGUGGUCUUUUCCCUCUCCCAGCCUGCCAGAGCCUUCUUCACUGAGGUCAGUGAGAUAGCAAGUCACAUAAGAGUUCUAGAGACUUCUUUUUAAUCUCACAAGCUUUUCAAAAAACUUUAUGCAGCCAUUGGUUUAACUGUUUUUAAAGUACAGUAAUGCAACUCAUUUACAGUAUCUAAAUUCAGAUUAGAACAUUUGUCUGUAAAUAGCAACGUGCAUGCCCCGCCCACCUGAGGAUCUGUCUUUUUCAGCUAUCUGUUUCCUGUGUUUGAGGGGUGCAAAAUCCACUUGUCACUUAAAUCUCGCUGGAUUGAUUGCUUUAAUUUUACUCCUGUGACUCUUUCAUACUCUUGCUUGUGCCUGUCGUUUUCCCCCGUUAAUGUUACCACCACGGAAAUGUUUGUAAUGACCUGUCAAACACAGCCCGGUAAUGGCUGAAAUGGGCCCAAUGGAAUACAUUGGCUUUCCGUUGCAUUUAUAAGAACCCUAAAGUUUCAUCUGGGAUUUAACGCACCGUCGUGACACAUACAUCACAAGAAAGAGAAGAAAGAUAACUUUAUUUUGAUGUGUGUUCAUUUUUGUGGAAUUGAAAAAAGUAAUAAUUGAAUAGUGUUUACAAAUGAGAUGCGCUGAAAUUAAAACAACUUCCGAAAAUGAACACUCUGAUUAUAGUGAUAUUAUGUCUGAUCUCGCAAACAAUGUAAAGUUUGUAUAGACAGGUGUAAUCUAGAGCCAAGCAUGUUGAUUUUGAAUCCGGGGGUAUCCUGCUAUUGACACACUUGUUGAAUUAUGCAAGAGAACGUUGAAAUCAACAGUAAUUAAUGGGGCAGUCUAGACAACGUAGAUGAGUGCAGGUAGGGUAGACAGAGCAAUUGUUUGGUGAUUGCAGCCCUGUUACACCCCUUUAUGUUAAUGUUUUCAUAUAUGCAAAUAUACCCAGUGUAUUUAUGGAACUGAGGCACAUGUCAUUUUCUUUAUUUUAACACAUAAUAUUUAAAAAAUACCUGAUGCAAUAAGAAAAUGUAUAUAUGAGUGCAUUCUAAGCUAAAAAGUUACAUUUGACAAUAAAUGUAAUACUUGAAUUCCCACCAAAAUCCCUGAACUUCAUUCAUUAUUUGUCUGUGUCAGUAAAAUGUUUUAUGUGCUAUAUAUAAUUCAGUCAAUAUUUACAUUUUAGUCAUUUAGCAGACGCUCUUAUCCAGAGCGACUUACAGUUAGUGAGUGCAUACAUUAUAUAUUUUUUAUAUAUAUAUAUAUAUAUUUUUUUUACUGGCCCCCGUGGGAAUUGAACCCACAACCCUGGCGUUGCAAACGCCAUGCUCAACCAACUGAGCUAGAUCCCUGCCGGCCAUUCCCUCCCCUACCCUAGACGACGCUGGGCCAAUUGUGCGCCGCCCCAUGGGUCUCCCGGUCGCGGCCGGCUACGACAGAGCCUGGAUUCGAACCAGGAUCUCUAGUGGCACAGCUAGCACUGCAAUACAGUGCCUUAGACCACUGCGCCACUCGGGAGAUAAAUAUAUAUAUCUGAUAGAUUAUUUAAAAAACGCAAGUUUGGAGUUACUUAAUCUAUUUUCCAACUAUUGUAUUUACUAGAAUUGUUUUCAAAACAUUUUAACAAUUUCAAUGACCAUUGCUACGAUACCAACAUGCUGUUUGUGAUCAGGUGAUCAGGAGGAAUCUGACAGGGGUGUGGGUGGCCAGCGAUGAUUGGGCCCUGCACAGAGACGUAUCAACUCUCCCAAACAUCCACACUGUGGGCACUAUCAUCGCCUUCGCAGUCCAGAGCCAGACCCUGACCCUGCUCACACCCUACACCAGGGAACUCUUCUCCAGGAUCAGAGAGGAGAUGGCCAGGCAGUCCAUACAAGGUCCAGAUACAGAGUCAACCUAUGGUAUGAACCAGUGCCCAGACUGCUGGAACCUGUCCCCAGACAACAUGAGUCUAGUGACAGAGCCCAUACUGCAGAGGACAGCUUUCAGUGUCUAUGCUGCCAUCUACAGUGUUGCACACGCACUGCAUAACAUGCUCCGGUGCAAUGCCAAUAGCUGCCUUAGGGGCGCUAAAAGCAAAGUCUAUCCCUGGCAGGUACAUCUCCCUCACACAGUUACUUUUAUUUCAGACAAUGAUUAUGUGAGACUGUGCAAGGAUACUUUUACAAAUGUAAUUAACAACACUCUCCCCCUGCAGCUGUUGGAGGUGCUGAAGAAGGUAAACAUCAGUCUAAAUGGAAGUCAUUUUGAGUUUGACAGUAAUGGAAACCCAAACAUUGGCUACAACGUACUACAGUGGGUCUGGGGAAACAACAGUCUGAGUUUCAAAGAUGUCGGCACUUUCUAUGAGAACCUGUCAAUUAACAACACCCUCAUCCAAUGGCAUACAGGCAGUACUAAGGUAUUCUCCGCCCCAUCUCCUCAUCAAACAUAAUGUUGGAUUUUAUCGGCUUUUCACAUUUUUACCUAAGCCUUUUUAAUGUGCCAGCUACGCUCCACAAAGUGGUAACUUUUCUAGGGUAUGUUCAGCUAGAGUAGAUUGCAUUUUCCUUUUACGCACCAAACUCCCUUUUCACCUCUAUUGGUUAAAGCUGCUAAAAUAUUUGACAUUCAAAAAUCUUAAUUUAAGUGUUUACCACAUGAGGUUGGUGGCACCUUAAUUGGGGAGGACGGGCUCGUGGUAAUGGCUGGAGCGGAAUAGAUGGAAUGGUAUCAAAUACAUAAAAAACAUGGUUUUCAUGUGUUUGAUGCCAUUCCAUUCGCUCCGUUCCGGACGUUAUUAUGAGCCGUCCUCCCCUCAGCAGCCUCCUGUGGUGUUGACCACCACAUCCUCUCUGACCCCACCUCUGCUGCAGGCCCCUGAGUCUACCUGUUCCUCUGAAUGUGGCCCUGGCCAGGUGCACAGAGUGAAAGGCUUCCAUUCCUGCUGCUAUGACUGUAUUGAAUGUUUACCGGGCACCUUCCAGAAUGGCACAAGUGGGUGAUUCACACUCACAGACAUGACUUCUAUCAAUCUAUGCAUUAAAAAGGCCAUCACUCUUGUGAUUUGGUUUUGUAGCUUUCUUUGAUAUUUUCCUUGAGCAAUAUGCUGAAACUAACAGAUGUUUCAGCUUUACACCUUUGUCACACACUGCCAACAUUGUGUUUAAAAAAUGCCCAAUACAUUUACAAAAUUGAAAGAUGUGAGUGGUGGUCUUAUAAGACUUUCUACUCUUAUCUGGUCCUAUCAUUCUAACCACAUCUCUGCUCCCUCUCUAUCUCCAAGUGGACAUCCAGUGUACCCAGUGUCUAGAGGGCCAGUGGUCCCUGGUACGUAGCACCAACUGCACCGAACCUACCUUUGACUUCCUUACCUGGAGCCAGCCUGAGUCCCUGGUGUUGCUGCUGGCCAUACUGGUGCUGCUGGCCUGUCAGGGAGCUGUGGGGUUCCUGCUCCUGCAGCACCGGGGGUCUCCACUGGUGAGGGCCUCUGGGGGGCCCCUGGGUGGUGUGGCCCUGCUCAGCCUGAUGGGGGGCUGUGCCUGCCUGCUGCUGUUCCUGGGCCAGCCGGGGGAGGUGGUGUGUCGUCUGCAGCUUCCCCUCAACUCCAUUUUCCACACGGUCACCCUGUCCACCAUCCUAGCCAACUCACUGCAGGUAAGGCCUAGACCUGUAGAACACAAAACAGACAUGAAUCAUGCAGAUAUUAUACAGCUAAAUAGGUUUUCUUUGAUUUAAAAAAUCCAACAGUUCAGGAGAUAUUUGGAUGAAUAUGAGUGAGGAAGACCCAGAGUAUCGUGAAUCAUGGAAUAGCUAAUUCUCUGUCCUCCUCCCUCAGAUUGUGUAUGUGACAGAGUUCCCUGGGAAAGUUCAUUUUCAUCUGGAUACACUAAGAGGCCCUGGAGGCUGGCUGCUGGUAUUGGCCUGCUGUGGUGUGCAGGCAGGGAUCUGUGGCUACUAUGUCCAGGAAGGGCCCUCUCUAUCCCAGUACCUGGCCAAGAUGAAGGUGACCUUUGUGAGGAAGUUCCUGCGAUGCCCUGUGGAGCCCAUUUUAGGUCUGGGCCUGAUGCAGGGCUUCAAUGGCCUCCUGGCCCUCAUAUCCUUCAUGUGCACCUUCAUGGCUGUGAAGACCGUUCGACAGUACAACCUGGCCAGAGAUAUCACCUUCUCCACCCUGACCUACUGUGUGGUUUGGGUGGUCUUUAUCCCCAUCUACACCAGUCUGAAUGACAAGGAUCGCUCCAUCAUUCAUGUAUCUGUCAGUUUGCUCAGUAACAUGGGGCUGAUGGUGGCCUACUAUCUGCCAAAAUGUCACCUGCUGCUGAAGAAACCUGAGCUCAACACAGCAGAGCACUUCCGUACCUUCCUCGAGGGGGCUGAAGCAACUCCUCAGGAGGAACAUGACCAGGGACCUGGAGGGGCGGGACAGGGAUCUGCAGGGGGGGAACAGGGAUCUGCAGGGGGGGGACAGGGAUCUGCAGGGGAGGGACAGGGAUCUGCAGGGAAGGGACAGGGACAGGACCUGGGACGGUGA
This is a messenger RNA of Coregonus sp. 'balchen', 7359 nucleotides long. Lineage: Eukaryota; Metazoa; Chordata; Actinopteri; Salmoniformes; Salmonidae. The record is from the annotation of a GenBank genome assembly.